Molecule: messenger RNA, 939 nt
Organism: Didymodactylos carnosus
Lineage: Eukaryota; Metazoa; Rotifera; Eurotatoria; Philodinida; Philodinidae
Source: the annotation of a GenBank genome assembly
AUGAAAAAUGAUCAUAUAAGUAAAAAUAAAAUGAUAAAUAUGCUCAAUUCAUUGAAACUCUAUUUUAUGAAUAUUGAACGAUAUCCAAUAUAUAUACUUCAUGAAAAAGAUUUAUUAAAAGAAUAUAAAAACGAGAUAAAAACAUGUUUUAAAUAUACGUUGAACAUAGAAUUUAUUGAAAUAGAGUUUAAUUUAACAAGCAAAUACAAUGUCUCAAAUAAUCAGUUUAUGCCUGAUAUAAAACGAACAUAUGGUUAUCAAGCAAUGUGUCAAUUUUGGUCCUAUGAUCUUUUUUUCUCAAUGAAUAUAGUUCGAAAUAAAUACGAUUAUGUUAUGCGUUUAGAUGAUGAUUCUUAUUUAACAAAUUCAUCUGAAUAUGAUUUAUUUGAAAAAUUUUUUGAAUUAAAUUUGGAUUAUGUUUAUCGACUAUUAUAUUUUGACGAUAAUGGAUUAUCAUAUUUGAAAAAGAAUUUAAAAGAAUUUAUUCCACAAAAUGGAACAAUAAUUCAAAAUCGUAGAUGUAUUAAUGCAAUGUGUACUAAUUUGGACGAUUAUCAUGGAAUGGCAAUAUAUAAUAACUUUUUUAUAUUAAAACUAAACUUUCUGUAUAGUAAUGAAAUAAUUGAACUAUAUUUGAAACAAUUGAUUGAUAAACAUUAUUUUUAUUUGUAUCCAAUUGGUGAUGCAAAUAUUCAUGCUAUUCUACUACUUUUAGUUAAAAAUACAAAAACACAAUAUUUUAUAUUUCCAUACAAUCACAAUGUUCAUGGUGCAGCAGAUAUGUAUGCAACAUACGUAUUUUUCUCAAACUCGCUUAUGUGGUUUGAAUAUAUGAAAAGAUUUAGAAAUAAUUCAUGUCGAAAUUUAAUUAUAGCAACAAAACGGAUAGUCAAAAUAAUCGAUACACGUGCAAAUAUUGAAAAAAUAUUUUUAACUUGA